CACUCUUCCGUUUAUUGGCAAUUAGACGAAAAUCGACUUACAUGUCCCUACUUCAAUUUCCCCCAAAAAGGAAAAGGUAAACAUUUUGACGGUUAUGAAAACGAAUAACACGACACCACGGAGGAAAUUUGUGUGGAAAAUAAUCAAAGAAAUUGUGUAUAAAUUUAAUUAAUAAUAAAAUAAAUAAAUUCUCAACUUAGUGAGCGAAAAAACAAAUAAUAUAUUUGAAUUGUCGUGUAUCUCUGAGAGUGUAUAUUUUAAAAGAGAAAAUCAAUAAUUAGUGGGCCAACUCCUUAAACACCAUUGCACUAUUGCUUUGCUGUUGCUGCUGCUACUAAUGUUUGUUGUCUUAUAUAUAGAGUAGCACGAUUUGCCUCCCCACCAGCAACAUUGGCUGGUAUAAAUAAAACCAAUUGGGGCGAUUAUUCGGUUGCUUAGUGUGUCCAAAUACUCGAUUAUUCAUUACUUAUAAUGACAUAUGUAGAAAAAAUAUAAAAUUUAUCGAAUAAAUUUAAAAGGAAAAAGUUUUAUUUUAAUAAAAAAAAUUACCAAAGCAAAAGAGAGUUUUCCCUAACGACCGUCGGUUGUGUGAUACCCUACAAAUUUGAGAACUGCGAGAGAGUGUCCGUGCUGGCGCUGAGAGAGUGUGGUAUGCAAAUAUUUAGGGGAUGAUGAGCAAGAAGAAGCAUGUAUAUAUGUAGUUAAUGAGUGUGGUAUGUGAGAAGUUGUAGGUCAAUUCUUUUCAUUUAGAAAAUUAAAAAUUAACCAAAUUAAAUUUUCAAAGUAAUCAAACAUAGCUAUUGUCUAUUUAAAAUUUUGUAACAGUGCCAUCUAGAGGGAAAGUCGAACAGUGGCAACGUAAUAAAGUUUGUGUAAUUACAACAAAAGUGUGUGUGCUGUGCUGCAGUAAGGGGCCAAGAGGGGUAGUAAACAAAAUAAGGUGGUGGUAUGUCAAUGAACCUGUGAAGAAAAUAUAAAAAAUUACAUCCAGCCUAGAUGCAAACUACCAAGAAAGAAAAAGUGAAAGCCACCGAAGGAACAGUGCGAAGGAAACGUUGGAGAUCUUCCGUAAUUUGGGAUUGUGAUCAGCUGCUGUGCGCGAAGUAACAAAAGAAAAGAAAAAAAUUAAAGUAUAUUUAAGGCCUUGUCCUGUGCGUGUGUGUACAAAAAAGUAGCAAGAGAAGAAAAGCCCACAUCCCACAGUCGUUUCCACAUACAUACAACUAAAAAGAAUAUAAUUAUACGAAAAGUUUUGUGAAUGAAAAAUAUUUAAGAAUAAGUGAAUGAAAACGUCCCUCCCUUUUGCUGGGAACACCAAAACCAAACAUCCGCUGACACAAAUGAUAGCAGUUUAAGAAAGUCCAAUUGAAUUUUAAAGGUGGUUUCAAUUGGAAGUUUGUGUGUAUGUGCGUUAGAGGCAUUGUCGUCAUUGCAUCACUCUAUGAUAACAACAAUAGUUCCACACCAACCCACAAGGAAGGGGAAAGGAAACCUAGCAUUUUUUGUACAACUAAAGGCUGCAGGCAAUUUUCAUUCAAGAUUUCGGAAUUAAAGUAAAGCUGAUUUUGUCGGAUAAACUGGCUGGUUGUUGAUUACUGCAAGGCUAACCUGGUCUUGACCGAAAAAGAAACAACGUUCAACGUCCGUUCCUGAGUAGUAGCAAUAUUGCCGAGUAAAAUAUAACAAUAAAAGAAGAAACAAAAGAAAGACAGGUAUGUCAAUAUUUAAUUCAUGUAUUUGAUCUUACAUCGACGAUCUCCAAUUGAUUUCCAAAGCAACAUAAACAAAAGACAUUAGCUUCAAAUAUACCAAAAAAUAUUUAAACCUUACAUCCCGAACAACAAUCAUCGAAAGCCUAGAUACUGCUACAAUCAAAAAGAAACAUCUCCAUGGCUUACUGAUAAAAAUGAUCUGAUGAUUUCUAACUGAGCUCCUGUGUGCAAAGCGUGAGUGAGAGAGAGAAAGAAAAAAGAAGAGUGAACGAGCGAGCGGACUAGGAAAUAGUAGAGGGUUUACACACACACACACAAAUACAAAUUUCAAAUGACUUCAGAAGAUCUCUUGCAAGCCGGACAUGUCGUCAAGGAACGAUGGAAGGUAAUACGAAAAAUUGGCGGUGGUGGUUUUGGCGAAAUCUACGAAGGUCAAGAUCUAAUAACACGCGAACAAGUUGCUUUAAAAGUUGAAUCAGCACGCCAGCCCAAACAAGUACUCAAAAUGGAAGUGGCCGUUCUGAAAAAGCUCCAAGGCAAGGAACACGUUUGCCGUUUCAUCGGUUGCGGUCGCAACGAUCGCUUCAAUUAUGUUGUUAUGCAAUUGCAGGGUAAAAAUUUGGCCGAACUGCGACGUUCCCAGCCAAAGGGUGCUUUCUCUGUCAGCACAACACUGCGACUCGGACUGCAGAUACUUAGAGCAAUCGAAUCUAUACAUUCUGUAGGAUUUCUACAUCGUGAUAUUAAACCUAGCAACUUUUCAAUGGGCCGGCUGCCGUUGAACUGUCGAAAAGUGUAUAUGUUGGAUUUUGGUCUGGCGCGCCAAUACACAACGGGAACGGGGGAGGUGCGUUGCCCACGCGCAGCUGCCGGUUUUCGUGGCACUGUGCGCUAUGCCUCAAUAAAUGCCCAUCGCAAUCGGGAAAUGGGACGUCAUGACGACCUGUGGUCACUCUUCUAUAUGCUGGUCGAAUUUGUCAACGGCCAACUGCCAUGGCGCAAGAUCAAGGACAAGGAACAGGUGGGCCUGACCAAAGAGAAAUAUGACCACCGUAUGUUACUAAAACAUUUGCCUUCUGAUUUCAAACAAUUCCUCGAACACAUACAAUCGUUAACGUACGCGGAUCGGCCCGACUAUGCCAUGUUAACUAACAUCUUUGAACGUUGUAUGAAACGGCGGGGCGUCAAAGAGUCCGAUCCGUACGACUGGGAGAAGGUCGAUGCAGUUAGUGGGACAACGGUUCCUACCACCAUUACCUGUAGCCAAGCUAAUCAAACUAAUCCGGCUCAAAUUAAAAACGAUUACAUACCAGGCAAUAUAACCCAAAUGACUGUGGCCGCAUCCAAUAUAAGCGGCACCGAGCACCUGCCGCGUCAAAACGAUGUCGAUACAGCGCCCAUAGCCACCACAGAGCCCCUACAUAUCAAAGACAAGGUGAGCCGAAAACCACUGUCUUUGUACAUGUGUGCCAUAUAUCCGAACUAAACGCGAUGCUGAUAAUUAAGGAAAAAAGACAACAACAACCACAACCACAAAGAUAAACUAACAAGUUUAAAUAGAAGAAUAUUUGAAUAUGAAUUUUAUGUUGAAAUAAAGGAUAUUUCUGGUUAUGCAAUGCAACAAUAAUGCGGCUAUGACAAACAAAACAAAUAAAAAACUGCAAUUAUAGAGAAAAUAAUUACCAAAAAAAAAAAGAAACACAAAACAAUACCAAAAUUCUACCAAAUCCAAUGCAAAAUUACGAAAAGAAUGAGAAGAAGAAGAAGACAGCAACAACAAAAUCUCCAGAUUAACUUUACAAAACAAUGUUAUUAUUUGUUAAACAAUUGAUUGAUUGAUUGAUAUUGAAGAUAUGAUGAUAUGUUACAUUUGGACCAAUGUGUUUAUUUGUUCCAAUCUCCUCCUGGAUUUUUUUCAUAAAGAAACAUCGCCACACCACUCAAAUUCUGUGCAAUACAAAUGAAAAGUUUCACCCCGCGCCCAACUCAAAACCUCCUUAGCAAAACAAAAAAGAAAACAAAUUCAAUUCAAAUGUUGAUUGAAAUAUCCAAAUGGCUUUCAACAUUUGUUUCAUCUUCGAGACUGAUAACUAUAAUCAGCUUUCAAGAUUGCAUUUUAUUCCGAACCACAUAGUUCUUAUUUUUUGGAAGCUGGUGGAUCGGUGGUCCGUUGUGUGCAGUUAGCAGAUUUGGAGCUUGACACCGAAAUAUUAUUAAAUAGAUAUCACCAUGGACGCCCUGUAGCAAAUACAUACUUACUAUACAAACUCCUUUGCGAAUCAGAGAAAAGAACAUGGUCUAAAAUAUUUUGCAAUGGAUGACAAAAAUGACAAAUGUAUAUAUAAAAAAAAAACAAAAUGCCAAUUACAACCUCUCUCCUAAACAAAUUGAUGACGUUAAAUCACAGAAUGCAAAGCUUUGUGAAAUCUAUACUCCCUUAAGUAAAUGGAUUUUGAAUAAGUUUGAAAUCCUUUCAUCCUUGCCAGGAAUAAGGCCAUUUACCAAAACUGCAAUUGGCUUAUCAACAAAUAUCUUCAUAAUUUUUUGGGAUAUUGAAAUCCCAAUCUUCAACUGGCAAUGGUUGGUACUGUUCAAAAAAUUAAGGAAAAUCCCACAACGCUCUUAAAUUACCCGUAUCAAGAGAAAGGAUGAAACAAAGGCAUAGAAUAAAUUCCCAUAAAUGUUAUUGCUCAUUUCACCAUGGUUGAAUAUGCUACCCAACUUCCAUACAAAAUGAAUGAUGAUGGUGUCCUGAAGUCCUACAACCAAACAAAAUUGAUCAAAUGGUGCAGACCUCACAUCUAAAAACUGCCUUUAACCCAUAACGGAGCGAGAGAGAGAGAGAGAGCACUACUAAUUCAGUACAAAACACUAAUUCAGUAGUGCAGUGGCCUUGCCGAAAGCAAAAGGUUAUUAUUGUCAUAACUCUUGCUGCAUAAAGGUCCUAAUAAAGUUAAAUAAGAAACUCGAAACACGGAGAAGUCAACAUCUAGUCAAGUACCGCUGUGCGGGAACCGUAGCAAUCGACUGUGGUUUUUUUUUUU
This is a messenger RNA of Musca domestica (house fly), 4756 nucleotides long. RefSeq names its product tau-tubulin kinase homolog Asator (gene Asator). Lineage: Eukaryota; Metazoa; Arthropoda; Insecta; Diptera; Muscidae. The transcript is spliced from 5 exons. The coding region runs from base 2044 to 3198 and encodes 384 amino acids. The record is from RefSeq and is a predicted model, not a curated record. Gene Ontology annotation, molecular function: protein serine/threonine kinase activity; ATP binding. Gene Ontology annotation, cellular component: nucleus; cytoplasm. Gene Ontology annotation, biological process: peptidyl-serine phosphorylation; signal transduction.